This is a messenger RNA of Cariama cristata (Red-legged seriema), 5597 nucleotides long. RefSeq lists its product as uncharacterized. The annotation marks the transcript as partial. The record is from RefSeq and is a predicted model, not a curated record. The transcript is spliced from 9 exons. NCBI's taxonomy places the organism in Eukaryota, Metazoa, Chordata, Aves, Cariamiformes, Cariamidae.
GAGAAAGAAACUGGAAACAAAAGUGAAGAAACUUGAAGAGGCUGCAACAAAGCAUACACAGGACUUCAGACAACUGAAAACUGAAAAGAAAAAGCUUGAAAAAGAGCUAAAGAAGGCACAAGGAAAACUUGAUGGUGUACUUAAAGAGAAGUGCAGAAAAGUUAAGCAUGCAGAGACCCAGAGUUCAAGUGAAGAUCUUGCAACAGAUAUAGACAAAGAAAAAAUAAAGCUCUUGUUAGAAGAACUCUGGAUGUGCAUUGACAGUACAACAGGGAAGAGAGAGAAUCAGGAAAAUGAUCCUGUCUUGGCUUCUGUUCAGGAUAAGGCAUGGCCUGAAAAAAGACGACUGACUGUUACAGAAGAAACAGUACAAAUCCACCAAAAAAUCAGGAAGUGUGAUGGCAAAACACUGCCGUGGUAUUCUUCACUGGAAAGUGCUGGAAAGCAAAAUUCUGUAACAGCCACACAACUUCAAGCAAGUAUUGAGCCUUUUGGAGGUGACUGUGUUGAGAACAGGACUACUGAAGAAUGUCUGCACGGUGUUGAGGAUAAAACUGUAGAUGUGAUAACACAGACAGAUGGGACACACAGCAGUUCGGACUUCUCCGAUCAGGAGCAAAAGGGCCCAGGUGGAAAUGUGAUGGAUAUAUUGAAUUGGGCCAGGCCUCUCCCUGCUCUACUUUCUCCAGUACAGCUUUCACCACUAACUACACAGGAUAUAUUGUUUGGAGAAGUCACAGGUUCCAGCGACGAAGAAGUUGAUUGCGGUGCUUCUGCAGUGGAGGAUAUUUUACAAGAAGACCAAGUUCAGCCUCAGAAUUGUAAUGUAUUCAGCCUCAAUGAGGGGUGUAACAGACAGAGCAAAUCAUGUGAGCAUGCUCUUGAUGCAGAAAUCUCACGUAACCUGAGUUGGAAUGAAAAGAAUGUUCAUAUCAGUCCAAAGAUGUUGAACAAGGAGGAGAGAGAUGCUGAAGCAAAGCAAGCUGAAGCUGCUACUUUAGUUACAAACAUGGAAACUAACAAAGAUUGUUUGGAGAAGAAUUCUGAGAAUAUAGAAACUGAGAAGGGGGAACUAACUGAAGCAACAGCACAUGAAUUGAAAGCCAUCGAAGAGCAGAGGGGAGAUAGUGAGGGCAUGCACAGUGAAGAGGGAGGUUCUUCAGCUGAUUCUGUGUUACGCAAUUUCAAGCCUCAGAAUCAGAAGGAAAAAUGUAGUGAGGUAGAGCAAACAGAGGAGAAUGUAAUCUUAAUGAGAGCUGUUGAUUAUGAGGGUACACAUGAAAAGUGUGGUGAACUAAUGAAAGCAGAAAGAGAUGGAUUGUCAGGAGAGAGCGAAACUCCCAGGGCAGUAUCUGUUCCCCAAAAUGUUACUCAUUUGCGACCUGAGCAAUGCAUUGUGCUUUGCAGUGAAGAUUCUGAGGAGAAAUCUGAUGUGUUGACGCAGAAUGAAGUGGUUGGAAAUGAAUCAAAAAAUGUAAUCAAAGUAACUAAUAUGGCAAGUGAUGUAGGGGAAAACAUAAAACAAGUGGUAAUUGGAGAGGAAAUAACAGCUGCAAUACAGAUGAAAGGACUCUGUGCAGAGGCAAAUAAUCAGAGUGAGCUCUCUGAAAAUGUAUUGUCUGAUUUCAGUAGCUCAAAAUCCUUCUGUGAAGUGGAGUAUCCUAAAGACCUAACAAUACAGUGUGAUGGGGAGGGAAUAAUUAUGGAGACUGAGGCAGACACUGGAGCUAUUGAGAUCUCUGCACACUCUCAGUGCUCGGAAAUAAAACAUGACAGUGAAGAGAUACUGGAGAAACAAUGUGUGCAAACAAUAAAAGAUGAAGUGGACAGAGAAUGCAAACCAGAGACUGUUAAAGUCUCUAGACAUUACUUACCUGUACCUGCUGUUGAAGGAAUCAAAAAUUUAUUGGCCUUUUCAAAAGAUGAUGAACAGCUCAAAACUGAAGGCUUGAAUGUAACCAGACCUGAGACUAUUGAACUAGCCAUGAAAUGUAACAGACAAAGUGUUCUAGAAAUAGCUGAAUCAUCAGAGCUACUCCAUAGUGCAGAAACUGGAAAAUUGGUAGACAUAAAGGGGGAGGGAUAUUUAAAAGGCAGACCACAACAGGAAGAAAAUGGUAGUAAUUUAUCGCAAGGGGAGUCAGACUUGGAAAGUGUACUUGCACUACCAAAGACAGCAUGCAUUAUUGAUGCAGAAAGCAGUGUUGCUAAGUGUGAAUCCUCUGAGUUAGGUUUUACAGAAGUAAAAGGUGAAAUAAAACAACCUGAAAACCUGUGUAGUACAUUGGAACGUGAAACUCAAAACUUUAGAGUGUUUGAAUCUCAAGAGACUGAAUUCAAAGUUAAUCCAGAAGAUUUCAGAGAGGAAAGCAGUGAGCUGAUCGAAAGAGUGGAUACCAUUGAAUCUGUCUUAGAAAGUAAUCUUACUUCUCAGGCACAGUCUGCAAAACCUCUGAAUCAGUUCUUGAUAACUGACAAUGUUAAAUGUGAUGAAAUAGAAGGGGAAUUAAAUAAACAAAACAAGGAAUUGGUGACUGACACUUGCUCCAGUUCAUUUAACUGGGAAGAGAAUAUUGUGAAGAAAAACAGUAUUUCAGAGAUCAUCUGCCAGCCUAUUUCAGAAAUGGAUUUUAAUAGUGGCUUGGCUUUUUCUUUUCAAGGGGACUUGGAGAUGGGCUGUAUAAGUACUGAAGAAGCAGAUUCUCCUGUGCAGGUGGGAAUUGGCUUGCAAUCCACAAUGCGUCCUGAUCCAAAUUUCAAUCUUCAGAAAGUUGUCAAUUUUGUUGAAACUAAUUUCACAGAAAAGACUUUUUCCUGUACAUGGGAAAACAAAGGAGAUAAAAAUUGUGUUACGGGUAGUGCAUUUAACUGUUCUUCAGAAAGGUUGGAAGAAGGUGCUGAGAUCCUGUCUGCUGAAAAGGACAACAUGUGCAAAGAACUGGACUGCCCUGAGAGGGAAUACAUACACAAAAAUGAAGUGAAAAUUCCAGGUGAGAAGGAGCAGCCAGUAGAUAAAGAACCUCAGGCAUCUGUUAAAUCACAGAUCCUGGAUGCAAACUCUUAUAAUAAGAAUACUUUUCUUCUCCAAAAGUUUGAUUGUCAAGAAUCAGGAUGCAGGACUUCUACAUGGGAGGUUAGAACAGAUCCUUCUAGAACUGGUUCACUAACAGUUGGAGGAGAAAGCAAAGAAUUGAAUAGUUCUGAGGCAUCAGGGGAAAAUGCCGUAAAAAGGUCUAAAAAUGAUUUUGAUAUGCCAGAGCAGCGUAAUGAAUCUGGAGAGAAAGACUGUUCUAUACAAAAAGUUAGAUAUGUGAAAUGUUCUGAAUGUGUCCCCAUGUUCAGAAAGGAACUGAGAGCUUCCAGGAGAAUUGCAGCAAGUGCUCUGGAAACUGGUGUCAUUGUUGAUGCUGAUUACCAAGUACGUCAACUUCAUUCGACAGUGCACCCAGGAAAUUCUUUGACAGUUAGUCAUCUAAAAGGAGACACUAUCAGGGAUAUGGAUACACACUGUGAAACGAACAGCUCUCCAGAUACUGCAAAAGAGUUGUCAAGUGUGGUUGGGGAGGGUUAUUCUAAAGACUUAGCCUCUUGGAAAAGAGAGUGUGUAUUAGUAACCUCUGAAAAUACUGAGGGUGCUAAUGAAUGCAUGGUAGAUUCUAACAGAGCUAGGUGCAUCAAUGACAAUGAGGAAAAUCUGUUAAAAGCUGGGACAUCAAAAGAAAGCCCUGUGAUGCCAAAUGCUUCAAAAAAUAGAUUACCACUAUACCAGAUGUUAACCAGGUUCUCAGAAACUUGCAGACAGGCUGUAAAAGACAGUAAAUUAAAUACAAAAAUGUUAGCACUUGGCGAUUUCUUGGAAGAAAAUGAUUCUGAAAAACUUCAGUCAAAUGUGGAGCAAAGUCCACUACACAGUGUUGAUACGGGGUUCUCAGUGUCUGAAGAAUUUAAUCAUAAUCAAACUUGCACUGCUUGCAACAUAGGAGAAAACAACACUGAUGUUAUCCUAGAUGGUAGCAGUAGAAAAAAAAAGUUUGUCAAGUAUCUUCCAAAUCCAGCCCUAUCUGAUGCAGAGUGCAAUUGUCAGACAGUUAGGCAGGCUGAGCCACAAAAACCAGUGUUUGAGAAGUUAUGUAUGUUGGAAUCAGAGUCUUGUGUGGAUGUUGCUCUCAAAAAGAGCAAUGAAUUGAAGUACAGAGAGCGAGAACCAUCUGAAAUCUUGAGCGUUUCAACCAAGACAGCUGCCCAAGUAACGCAUGCCACGCUAUCAAAGAGGCGGUUUCAAGGUAAAAGAAAAACAAAGACUCUCAAAGUUAAAGUAACUCAGCCAGUUCUUGCAAAUGCUGAUACUUCUGUGCCAACAAAAUGCUCAUCCGAGACUAUAAAUAAAAUUAGGCAAGAGAUGGGUCCUCCUCUGCCCCCAUUGCUACUGCCUUUGAUUGCUACUCCUCCGAAAGCUGGAUGUACCAUGUCCCCAGUAAUGUCUUCUACUGGUCGAUCCUCUUUGCUUUCCCCUCUUGAUGACCUGAUAUCCCCACUACGUGAAACUCCUGUUCCUCCUCUCAUGUCUCCAUUAACAGAUACUCCAACAGUAAAAUCUGCUCUUUUAUUUUCUCCUUCCUCACCCUCAGAAAUGGCAGUAGGUAGAAGGAUUCGCUCUUCACCUUUGAAAUUUUGUACUUCCAUUCCAAAGCAUGCACUUCCUGUCCCAGGAAGAUUUCCUCCGUUUGCAGCCGAUAGUGCUGCUCCAGGCGCUCCUCAGGAGAACUCUGUGAAAAUACUGGACACUAUAUAUCCAGAGCUGUCUGCAAGGGCGAGGACACUAAACAUUCUGAAAGGCAAUAUUCAGCUUAACCGCUGUGCUUUUUCAGACAGCCAAAGUUUGCCAGGACCUGUGGCUCAAAUAGGUGGGUUCAAAGCAAUUGCAUCUACAUCAACUGCUUUUGUUAAAACUGGGAGCAAUUUGAAAUCUGCUAGUAGCAAAGAUCAAGACAAAGAUGUGCAAAAUCAGCAAUUGUUUUCAAGCUCAUCAAACCAUCUUGAAAAACAGGGACUAUUGCCAAUACCUAUGCCAAGAAGUGCAAAGAGACUGAGAUUGGACAGUGAACCACCGAAGCUGGAGCCCAACGAUGUUGCUGCUAUCGCAAAUACUAAAAAUACAAUCUCUGAAAUGCAGGAAGCUUUCCAUGACAAAAGCUUUGAAAUCAGUGAUUCAGCACACAGUUCCAGUUUGGAAGCAUUGCUACCAGUAAAGAAGGUUAUUGAUCCUGACUGUCAGAAAGUUUCUUCAGCAUUGAAGAAAAUUGCUGAAUCCUGUUUUGACUUGUUACCAGUUAUUAAAGGUCACAUGUAUGUUGGCAAUAUCUCGAAGACUCCAAUAAUGAGAGAUGAAGAGAAAGAAGUUGUCUAUGAAUUUGGUAUAAAAAACAAGCAUUUAGCAGAGUCCUUGCUGCAUGUUAUUCUCAAUAAACUCAAGGCUCAGAAGAAUGCCACAAAUUACAAUUUCAAUCAGGCUUUAUGUCGAGUCUAUACAGGAAUUUGUCGACAGUUGGGAGAUUUGGAAAGAGCCCGCCUUUUCUGCUAUAGCCUACUUAAAGAAG